GUGAAGGGAUAGCCAACGAAAAAAAGAAAAUCUUAAAAAGAAAAAGAUCCUGCGAGAGAGAAUCAAUGAAACUAUAAAAAUCCAAAUAAAGGCAAUCCUUAAUUUCUCCCAAAAUCCGCUUCUCUCUAAUUCGUUUUUAAUUUCACCCCACCAAAUAUUUAGAUUCUAUAUUAACUUUUAUUUUGUUUGUUUUUCAGUUUUAAUAUUUUUUUUUGUUUAGUUUCAGAAGUACUUGAAAACAUCUCUUCCUCGUAUCAUCGUCGUUUUCGAGCUCUCCGAUAACAGAAAAAACCUAUAAAAAAAAGAUCCAAAGCGUAAAAAAAAACCAAAACGAAACCUUUGGAAGCUCCUCUUUUUGUUUGUUUGGUUGUUGCAUGGUGUGUUUCUUCGUCGUGUCUUCUUCAUAGCUAAAGAAAGCUUCGAUUCGUUUUCCUCUUCAGCUACAAGGGAAGAAGAAGAAGAAGAUCAUAUGUGACAUUUGAUCUCUCAUUAACGAAAAGUGUGUGCGGGGUCUUUGUACUAACCAUAUUACUAGGCAGAUGGAUGAAAACAACACGGCAAAGUUAACCGGAAUCAGGCAGAUUGUGAGGCUUAAGGAGAUAUUGCAGAAAUGGCAAACCGUAACGAUAGGCCCCAAGUCAGAUGUUCCUCCAUUGGCAGCUGGAAAGCAAGCGGCCGAGAUGAUUGUACCGGCCAUCAACAAGAGGCUAUUAGAAGUAAAGAACGCUGACUCGGAUGAGGAAAACUGUCAAAGCCCUGAGCCGCCUCAUGAUGUUCCUAAAGGGUAUCUUGCGGUUUAUGUUGGACCUGAGCUAAGGAGGUUUAUCAUACCGACAAGCUGUCUCAGCCACUCCCUCUUCAAGGUGUUGCUUGAGAAAGCAGAGGAAGAGUUUGGUUUUGAUCAGAGCGGCGCCCUCACCAUCCCUUGCGAGGUCGAGACUUUCAAGUACUUACUUAAAUGCAUGGAGAACAAUCCUAAUGAUCAUCACCCUGAUGAUGAUGACAACUCCGAUGAGGAGGCAGUAGCAGCAAAGGAAGAGUAAAUACAAGUCAAGUGAUAAAAAAAAAAAAAAAAAACUCCUAUAACUUUUUUCUUUUGUUACCAUGAUUCUUGUUAUCUUUUAAUUAAUCAUAUACUGAUGGAAACUAUUAGGGAUGAUAACUUUGGGGUGUAAUUGUAAAAUCAGGUUAUUUUUUUUGUGUUUUCCUGGUUUUUUUCUUUCUUCUUCAUUCUUUGUCAAUGACGAUAUAAGUUUACUAGAGACAUAUAUGUUAGAUGUGAAAG
Camelina sativa (false flax) is the source of this 1285-nucleotide messenger RNA. NCBI's taxonomy places the organism in Eukaryota, Viridiplantae, Streptophyta, Magnoliopsida, Brassicales, Brassicaceae. The record is from RefSeq and is a predicted model, not a curated record.